AUGCUAGCGAUAUUGCUACUGCGGCUGUAUUGCAAGGGAAAGCACUUUGUCGAAUGGUGCACCAUAGAUCUCGAAGCGGCAUCCACUUUAACACUCUUCUCGCCAUCCUGCUCCUCCUUAUCUUCCUCGGUUGGGGGGGCGCCCGCUUCCGAGAGCCCCACGCCCCCGCAGGCGGGUGGCAGGCGGGCGCGCGUAGGGACAGGGCGCCAGCAGGCUUGGUACGGGUCGAGCGGGGAAAGGGCGUUUCUUCCUCCUCCUCCCUCCUCCUCCCUCCUCCUCCUCCUCCUCCUUCUCCUCCUCCUCCUCCUCCUCCUCCUCGUGGAGCAGUGA
This is a messenger RNA of Prorocentrum cordatum, 330 nucleotides long. The record is from the annotation of a GenBank genome assembly. Lineage: Eukaryota; Dinophyceae; Prorocentrales; Prorocentraceae.